Messenger RNA from Nomia melanderi (Alkali bee), 2022 nucleotides. RefSeq names its product U6 snRNA-associated Sm-like protein LSm3 (gene LSm3). Gene Ontology annotation, biological process: mRNA splicing, via spliceosome. Gene Ontology annotation, molecular function: RNA binding. The record is from RefSeq and is a predicted model, not a curated record. NCBI's taxonomy places the organism in Eukaryota, Metazoa, Arthropoda, Insecta, Hymenoptera, Halictidae.
GUGGCGCCACUUCCCCGAGAUGUUCUGUAAAUGAUGAUAAAAUGGAGCCGUCUACAAAUUUAUCCAAACGAUACCGCGCAAUGUUUAGCGACAGGUAGCUAUAUUGUUUACUAUUAUUUAAUCCUGCACUGACGCGAUUAAGAAUUAUUGAUAAAUUGGAAAUAAUUCUAUAAGUCAGAAACAUUUCAUUUCAUCAUGGCUGAUGAGUCUGAGCAAGUUCCGGCGAUAAAUGUUAAAGAACCCUUGGAUCUUUUAAGAUUAAGUCUUGAUGAACGUAUAUAUGUUAAAAUGAGAAACGAAAGAGAACUCAGGGGGAGGUUACAUGCUUAUGAUCAACAUUUAAAUAUGGUAUUGGGAGAAGCCGAAGAAACAGUAACGACAGUAGAAAUUGACGAAGAAACAUACGAAGAAGUUUAUCGUACUACAAAAAGGAAUAUAUCAAUGUUAUUCGUCCGUGGUGAUGGUGUAAUAUUGGUUUCUCCACCCAGCAUGAGAGCUCCAAUAUAAACUUCCAAUUUCUAAAUAAUGUUUGUAAAUAUUACAAACAUAUAACAUAGGUUUAAUCUUAAUGUUACUGUAAUAUUAUGACUUUUGUAUCAGCAUUGAGAAAACUUGUGAUAUAAGAUUCAACAAAAUAAUAGAAAAAAUCCUGUUGAUAAGUUUUGUGAAAAGGAUAUAAAUAUAAAGAAACGAUUUAAAUUUUAGAUUAUACUUAAACGAACAUACUAGCAAAAAUUGAGAACAAUAGAUAUUUUUGAAGUAAAAUUGUUGAAACAUCUUUACUGUAUUACUUUAAGAAGUACUAACUUAAUGAUUAGCAUAUGAUUUCAAAAGUGUACUAUUAAUAACAGUCUCUAUCAGGUCUUGAUGUUAUAGAAUGUUCUAUAGGUUUUGGUAUUUGUACAGAAAGAUCUGCAAUUCUUUGAUCUUUAAACUUCAUUAAGGAUUCAAGAUGAGUUAUUUUUUGUUGAAGAGUGUUGAUAACAUCAUUCUUCUCCUCUAAUUCUUUUUUCAGUCGAACAAAUACAUGUCGUGGUACAGUUUUAUUCGCUACUUCCUCGUCAUCAAGUACAGACUUAACAAUCUCUUUUCGAAAAGUAACGUGAUUUAAGUCAAACGAUGUUCUACACCAUAAGCAUUUUAUAAUACUUUACUUACCUCCUUUUUCAGUAUCCUCAAAUUCAGAGUAUAAAUCAGCUCUAUCUGCGUUACAAUCUCUUAAUAUUUUUUCUCGUAAAGCACUCAAAACUUGUUCGAUAAUGCCCGGUUGUGAAUUAGCUAAUUGGUUAAUCACAUCUUUCUUCAGCUUUAUAUUAAGUUUGGACAAAACCUUACGAUUCAGAGUACACCAAUUUUCCACCUUUUUCGCAAUGCUAUUUCCAGGUAUAUAAUUGUGUAUGUCAACGUGUCUAGGAUAAUAUUUUUUUAACAAUUCCGCCAUAAAAACUAAAAUUUAUUACGUAAUGUUUAAAUAUAUUUAGAAAAUAAUAUUGUCAAGUCAGAAAUAUAUUUUCUUAUACCACCGUCAGAGAAAUCUCGAGAAAGAUUUUUCUUUGGUUUUGAAAAUGUCAUUUGCUCGAUCCAAACAUAAAUUUCCUCAAGAUUAUCAUUAACUGUCGACGUCACACUCAUGUUUCGAUUUUAUUACUAACGAGAAAAUUAAGACAAUGACUUCUUUAUACAAAGAAAUUUACGAAUGACAUUAUGUUUUUAUAAAUUCACAUUCUGUCAAUCUACGUAUUGCCAAACCUGAUUAGAAAAAUAUACAAAUGCUGCAGUCUCUUCUACUGCAUGUGAACGUAACUUCAUGUUACUCCCGUAUUUUGGAUUAUCUGUUUCCAGGUAUCACUUGCAUCUUGCAUCAAACAGUAUAACGGUAAAUAUAGUGACACUAAAUUUCCAUGUAUUGCAUCGUGUAUAAUUGUUUUUUGAAUGAAAACGUUAAUAAAAAAGAAUUUUAUUAAAAAUACAUACAAUUCAUAGAAUCGUAAAAAAGGAAAAGUAAUAAUAAAUAAAAAGAAG